AUGACUUUUGCGCCACCACGCCGAUCAGCAGUGGCUAUUGCUCGACAAUCCGUAAGAAUAUCGAAGUAAGUUUUUUUUUUCUUUUUAAUAUUUUUUUUAUAAAAAUUCGUUUUUACAGCCUUGAUACGAACAAAAUUUUGGAUGACAGCAUUCGGAAACAGAGACAGUCAAAGCAAAUUGAAGGUUUGGAGCUCGACAAUGUUCAAGUAAGAGAUUUAUCAAUUUUUUCUUUAUCGAAUAUGAGAAAAUUUAGGAAGAUCCUCAUGCAAACAUUAUUUGGAACAAGGCGGCGCCAAAGUUUGAAGAUGAGAUGAUAGGAGGAAAUUCAGCAAAGAAAGGAAAGAGAGGAGCGAAUGAAGGUUUAAAAGAAUUAAAAAAAUAUCUAUUAGAUUUUUUUUAAAGAAAGGCAAGCAGGUGGAUCUGAAAAGCCGGCAAAACCAUCAAGAAAGCGAAAAAUGAUGCGACCAGAGUUCCAAAAACAACGCUUUCGCAAACCGUUACUACUGCAAAUCGCCGAGCAGAGUAAAGCCAUUCGAAGCUCUCAGAAUCCUGACUUCAGGAGGUUUUUUUUUAGAAAUAAUGAAUGAUCAAAAAACUUUAUAUUUGAAGGGUGGAUGCGUAUGAAAGAGCACAAGCUCCGCCGACAACUCGUCCGCCGAGACGAUUUUGUGCAGUUUGCGGUUUCAAAUCCAACUACAAUUGCACGAAAUGCGGAUUGAAGUUGGUUUAGACGAUGCAAAAUUCGAUCGACGGCUUUAUGAUCGCCUAUUUUUAACGGGAAAACUUGAAUUACUGAUUUUUUAAGGUACUGUUCGAUUCCCUGCCGCGACAUUCACAAUGACACACGGUGUAUGCGAUGGACUUCCUGA
Caenorhabditis auriculariae is the source of this 869-nucleotide messenger RNA. The record is from the annotation of a GenBank genome assembly. Lineage: Eukaryota; Metazoa; Nematoda; Chromadorea; Rhabditida; Rhabditidae.